GAACCAACUGAUGCAGAAUCUAUUCAAAAUUGGUUAGACGAAGAAAAGCGAAAAGAAAAGGCUGCAAUUGAUGUUGCACUAGAUAAAAACACACCACCACAGACACUUGGUGGUUACAUGUUAAAGAAAGACAACAUUCAAAGACAAGAACGUGCAUUGAGUGUUGCCAGAGAACAAGCACAAGAAGAGAAGAAAAUAGUUGAAGGAGAAGCUUCAAAUAGAGGUGGUCCAGGAACUUACCAAGGAUCAAACUAUCCAGCAGAGAAAGCCUCGAGUGAUAAUGUUGUCUCAAGAGCUACUGAUUUAGUUAUCCAUGGUAUUCUAACUGGUGCAACAACUGUUGGUAGUGCUAUUGGAACCGGUGUUAACACUGUUGUUGAUACUGUAAGAACUGUUACAAAUCCUACACCUGAAGAUAGGAAGGAAGAAUUUCUUACUCUUAAUACAAAGGCAAAACCAGGGAUAUGGAUUGGUCGUGGAAUUUUAAAUGCUGGUAGUGCUAUUGGCAAUGGUGCUUCAGCGGUAGGGGGAUGGCUCGGAAGAACAGCAACAUCAACCGCAAAUGGAAUACUAACAGGUGCCAAAUCACUUGGUAAUUGA
Molecule: messenger RNA, 600 nt
Organism: Trichomonas vaginalis G3
Lineage: Eukaryota; Parabasalia; Trichomonadida; Trichomonadidae
Product: microtubule-associated protein family
Exons: 1
Source: RefSeq, a predicted model, not a curated record